Messenger RNA from Trypanosoma theileri, 18441 nucleotides. RefSeq names its product putative antigen. Gene Ontology annotation, cellular component: cytoplasm. The transcript has a single exon. NCBI's taxonomy places the organism in Eukaryota, Euglenozoa, Kinetoplastea, Trypanosomatida, Trypanosomatidae. Gene Ontology annotation, molecular function: calcium-dependent cysteine-type endopeptidase activity. Gene Ontology annotation, biological process: proteolysis. The record is from RefSeq and is a predicted model, not a curated record. The coding region runs from base 1 to 18441 and encodes 6146 amino acids.
AUGAGUCCGCAGGCUUUUAAGGAGAUCUCCGACAGCGACAAGGUGUUCCAGGACACUGUAUUUAUGGAAAAGAACAAGCAUCUCGCAAGUCGCUGGGUCCGCAUUGGUGAACUUUACCCAGGCGGUUGGGACCAACCUCUUCUUCCUCCUGAGUUCUCACGUGAGCAGUUUGGCCAGGGCAACCACUAUGAGUGCUUUAUGCUCACAACCCUGUCAACUCUGGUCCGUUUCCCCGACGUGAUCCAGAACUGCUUCGUCUCCAAGAAUGUACGUCGAGACGGGCGCUACACUUUUCAGUUCUUUCGUGGUAAAGAGUGGGAGGUAGUGGAAAUUGACGACUACAUUCCACUGGAUGAAGAUGAGGUGCUUUACAUGCGUUCCCCUACGGAGCAUUGGUGGCCCUUACUUCUUGAGAAGGCAUACGCAAAGUUUUACACUGGUUAUGAAAACAUUGAAGGUUGCACACUACAGGAGGCGUAUUAUGAUCUGACUGGUAAACCUGUAUUGAACAUUCCCAUGGAUCCAAAACUUGCUAAGGCCGCUGGAGCUGAAGUGACAGAGGGUCAUUACUGGCUUGAAUUAGCCCAGAAGAUUCAAUCUGGCCAGUUUGUUGCCUCUGUCCUGACAAGGGACAUGGAGAUAGAAAGUAUGGGAUUACAGCGCGAGCAACAGUACGGCCUUCUCGAGGUGUUUUCCCUUACUGGUACAUCAUCUGUGCAAGAUAUUGUUGUUCAUCUCCACAAUCCUUUUGAAGAUGAGGAGUUUGCUUACAGAGGACCAUUGAACAGCAAAGAUUCGCAGUGGACCCCGAAACUGCGAGCUAAGUACAAUGUGGAUGAUGAGCGUUCCAUAUUCCUUCCCCUGAAUACCUUCCUAAAGAUCAUCAACUCUAUGCAGCUCUGCUAUAUUUCCCCUGUUGAAGCAGAUGCGACUUACUUUGAUGAUGAAUGGAAAGGUGAAACUGCAGGUGGAAACCCUACCAGUGUCACUUGGCGUAAGAAUCCCUUGUAUUACGUCAGAAACACCGGUCCAGAGCCUAUUCAUUUUGUUGCUAUGAUUAAACAAGAGGACCAGCGACGCUUUACUACUAUUGAGGAGCAGGCCAAGUAUCUUCAGUGUGGUAUGGUAAUGGUAAGGAACACUUCCCCUAACUUGAUACCGACGUCUUUUAUCACAGGCAACAACCACAAACCGGUUCACAAAAGUCUUUUCCUCAACUCUCGUGAAGUUGCCAAUGAUAUUGUCGUUCCUGCUAACUCCCUAUGUUAUCUUGUACCCUCCUGCAUGAUGAAAGGGGCUACUGGAGCUUUCACACUUGCUCUAUACCGAAUGAAUGGUGAGGACUACAGUUCUCUUACAGUCAAAAAAUUGUCUCUUGCUGAAAUGGAUUGGGCUCAUCCAGCUGAACAAAAAGUAGUCUUGGAAAUGAAGGAGAAGGACCGUGUAGAUUUCUAUGUUGACCAAGAGACUGAUAUUCAUAUCCUAAUGCACCAAGAGAAGCCUUUUAUUGGCAAAACGGGAGGAGAUGCCAUGACAGAAGAUUAUAUGGGUAUGUACCUGUAUGAUGAUACAGAUCGUAAGAUUGGUGGUGUACAUGCCGCAACUAACUUCCGUGAAAUUGGCGUUCUUCAUCAUCUUCCCCGAAGUGGACGCUAUGCUAUAUCUGUUACAUGCCCGCGCGCGAAAGGCACUGUUCCCGCACAAAUUACCAUCGUUGGCUCUUUUGGAGCAAACGUUCGCAUCGUCGAUUCCCCAGAGGAUGCGGUUAUGUUUGAUGAUGAGGAUAUAAUUGAUGAAGGAGAUGACGCGCCAACCAAAGGGAAUCCAAUUGACUAUACGCCCAUUAAUAUCCCUCCUGCACAUAUAACGGAGGUGCCUGACAGCACAAUUCCAUUUGAAGACAAACGAUUCAUGGUUGACAACAAAUUCAUUACAAAUGAUCCGUGGAUCCACAUUGGUGACUUGUACCCUGAGGGUAAGACACUACCACUUGUACCCGAGACUCUUAGCCGAGAACAGUUUGAGCAAGGUGAACAUUUUGAGUGCUGUUGUCUCACUGCCUUCGCAACUCUUGUGGAUCACCACCCCGAUGUGAUUCGCAAUGCGUUUGUGUCGAAGGCUGUUCGAAAGGACGGUCGUUACACCUUCCGCUUUCACCGUUAUGGACAAUGGGUAAAGGUGGAGAUCGAUGACCGAAUUCCCCUGACAGAGGGACAGACGUUGUUCUGCCGGUCGCCUACUCGCCACUGGUGGCCUUUGCUGCUAGAAAAGGCAUACGCCAAGUUUUACACAUUGUACCAAAACAUUGAGGGUUGCACACUGCAGGAGGUGUAUCAUGACUUCACCGGUCAACCAGUGGUGAGUAUUCCAACUAAUGUGAAGCUUGCGAAGUCUGCCAUGUACGACGUUGAUGAGCCAGACUUUUGGCUUGAGUUAAAUGACAGUUUGAAGAGUACUGCUGCGGGUGGUCUCACUAAGGUGGAUGAGGCGUCAGCACUUGGACUACAAGAAGAACAGACGUAUGGUAUUCUUGGCAUCUUCUCUACAGCAAACAAGGGGAAGUUAUCUUUGUCUGAUCUGUUGGUCAUGAUUUACAACCCUUUUGUGGAGGCUAUUUAUACCGGUCCCAUGAAUCCCAGUGACCCCAACUGGACUCCGGAAUUGCGUUCGAUUUUUCAACCUGAUCGGCGUGACGUGGUUUACAUGCCCGUACCGGUAUUCUGCAAUGUGUUCGUCAGCAUGCAGCAGGUGCACAUCAAGGGAUUAACACAGCCCAGUUGGCACUUCAACAGUGAGUGGGGUGAGGGUACUAAUGGCGGCAACCCUACCCUCGUGACAUGGCGUGAGAAUCCACUCUAUGUUGUGAGAAAUAACUCGGAUGAGCCACUGCAAAUAAUGGCUCUGAUUUGUCAACCCGAUCAGCGACACAUGCUGCAUUUGUUGCCAGAGCAAAAAACGAGAUAUAGUCAGUGUGGCUUGGUUCUUUCCCAAUCAACAAGCAACACCCAAAUACCAACGUAUUUGGUGACGGGUAACAGCCACCGAAUCGUCCAUAAGGGUCUCUUUCUCAAUUCCCGUGAGUCGGCAAGUUUGGUUACCGUGCCCCCCAGAUCAUUGAAUUACCUUGUCCCAAGUGCCAUGUUCCGUGACAAGAGCAAGUUUUUGCUUUCAUAUUGGUAUCAAAAGCCUGCCGAUGCAAAGCAAAUGAAAAUUGUGCGUCUUAGUCUUGACGUUGCUCGUCACUUGCCUGCCAUUGAACAUCUUGAGCUUCGAAACAAGGAGAAAGACCGUGUGGAUUUCCUUGUUGAUGUCCCUACGGACAUCCACAUCCUUCUGCGGCAGGAAAAACCGUUUAAAGCACCUAAUGGUGGUGAUGCAAUGGCUGAGGAUUUCCUUGGUAUGUAUCUCUACGACGGUGCUGACAGACGCAUCGAUGGUGUGACGUCGGCAACAAACUACCGUGAAAUGGGCGUUGUGCACCAUCUUCCCGAAGCUGGACGGUACGCUCUCUCCAUUACAUGCCCGCGUGGCAACGGUCUGGUGCCGUGCAAAGUGGAGGUUGUUGGUGUGGAGCCGGCACAUGUACGUAUAACGGAUCCUCCCGAAGACGCCGUUGACCUGGGUGAGGUUGAUUUGGCUUUUCUUGAUGCCGAGCCGGAGGGAGUACCGCUUGAGGACCUCGCAAUAUUUGACGAUGAAGAGGCCAAGGCUAUGCUUGACAAAUUAAAGGAGCUCCACAAAGAUCCUGAAAGGAAUGCGAAGGAGAUUGCCGAGAUGGAAGCGAAAAUUAAUGAUCGCAUGCAUACGUUAGCGAAGCAGUUGCUUGGAAAAGACAGACCUAAGUAUCUUCCAGGGCGCGAUCUCGAGACGCUCAACCCACUUCUUGACACCAAUCCAGAGUACAUGCAGGGUGAAAGUACGCGUUACGCGUUGAAGAAGGACCCAAGGAAUGCCACCAAAGUAAGAGCACUUGAAGGGGAAUUGCAGAGGAUGGCAGAUCAAAUUGCCGAAAAAGAAAGCGAUCCAGACCUUGACUUCCUCGACCCUGAACCUGAGGGGAUUCCCAUCGCUGAUAUACCUCUCAUGGCUGAUACUGCCUUUGCCGAAAUGGCGAAAGAACGUAUGAAGCUCAAGCAGAAUGCUGCUCCUAAUGCAAGCAGGAUCAGUGAGCUUGAGGACGCGAUGAAUGAACGCGCGCAUGAGUUGGCAAGGCAAAUGCAUGAAAAAGAACGUACGUACCUCGAUCCCGAACCAGAAGGAGUCCCACUUGAUCUCCUUCCACUAAAUGAAGACGAAGCGUUCAGCAAGAUGGAGGAUGAGCUACGUGCAUUAAACCGUAAACCACGGAAUAAUGCUAAAGGGAUAGCUGAGUUGCAAGCUAGGCUUAAUGAUCGGGCACACGAGCUUGCAAAGGAACUAAAGGAUACUGAACGUGAAAUGUUCCUUGAUCCACAACCUGGAGGUGUACCACUCAGCGAGCUUCCGCUCGAUACAGACGAACCCUUCCAUACAAUGGAGAUUGAGCGUCUGAGACUCCGCAAGGAUGAUCCAAGAAGAAAUGCAGAUCGUAUCAAGGAAUUGGAAGACCGGAUGAAUGAGCGUGCAGAGGAGCUUGCAAAGAUGAGGCUGAAGAAUGAUCGGGCAUUCCUUGAUCCCGAGCCCCUGGGAUUCCCCCUGGAUGAACUUGGUUUAGACUAUAAUGAUGAUUUUGUGAAUAAGGAGGCUGAGCUGCGUGAAUUGAAGAAAGACCCAAGGCGAAAUGCUGCAGCAAUCAAGGCUGCAGAGGAGGAGCUUGCAAAGAUGGUGUACGAUAUUGCUCGUAAGAAGGCCGCGCUGGAUCGGAAAUUUCUUGACCCUGAGCCUGAAGGUCGCCUCGUGGGGAGUUUGCCACUGGAUGACGACAAAGCAUUCGUUGCGAUGGACACAAAGCGGCGCCAGAUGGCGCGUAAUGGCGGUGACCCCGAUAAGAUUAAGGCUCUGGAAGAGGAGAUGAAUGCGGCGGCCCACGAAAUGGCCCGUGCACUUAAUGCGAAGGAGCGGCCCGAAUAUUUAAGGCCCUUCCCCAAGGGUGUUCCGCUCGAAGACUUGCCACUUGACGCUGAUGAGAAGUUCCGUGAGCUUGAAGCGAAGCGGCAGCAGCUGAAGCGUGAUCCGAAGCGUCACGCUGCGGCCCUUUCAGAUGUUGAAGCAGCAUUGAAUGCACGUGCGGAAGAGCUGGCCCAGAAGCAUUUGGCGGAUGAUCGUGCGUACUUGGAUCCGGCUCCAGAGGGCGUUCCAUUACGUCUUCUACCUCUUGACACUGAUGGUCCCUUCCAGGCUCUAGAGGAAAAACGUGCGAAGUUAAAGAAGAAUUUGCAGCGCAAUGCAAAGGCUGUCCGUGAUUUGGAAGAUGAUCUUAAUGACCGUGCUGCUGAGCUUGCGGUUGAAUUAAAGCAAGCUGAGCGAGAGAAAUUCCUCGAUCCCAAGCCUAAUGGUGUUCCCAUUGCUGACGUUCCGAUUGACAGCGAUGAGCUGUUCCGGGAUAUGGAAAUUCAGAGGCUUCUUCUGCGGGAAGAUCCUGUCAAGAAUGCAACUGCUAUUAACAAUCUAGAGGAUGCAAUGAAUGAGAGGGCUCUUGAACUCGCAGCAAAGGUAUUAGCAGAUGAACGUGCUUUUCUUGACCCUGCCCCGUUGGGCAUUCCACUUGCAGAGCUUCCUCUUGACUCAAACGAGGAGUUCAUGGCCAAAGAGGCUCAACUUCGUGAACUGAGGAAGGAUCGUGGCAGAAACGCGCGAGCUAUUGCCGCUCUUGAAGAUGAUCUAAAGGGACUUGUCAGGAGGAUUGCUGCAGAAGAGCUUGCAAAGGAUCGUGAAUUUUUAGAUCCUGAACCAGAAGGACGAUUACUUGAGGAUCUUCCAUUGGAUACUGACAAGGAAUUUCAUGCGAUGGAAAAGGAGAGACGUUUGCUUAAAGCAGAUCCUAAGAAGAACGCUCAGAAAAUUGCAGAUCUUGAAGAGCUUAUGAAUGAACGUGCACAUCAGUUGGCAAAGGCAAUGAAUAUAGCUGAUCGAAAGAAGUACCUUAACCCGAACCCAAAGGGAGUACCAAUUGAAGAUCUGCCGUUAGAUGACGACGAGGAAUUUUCGAAACUUGAAGCAAAACGUGCAGAACUAAUACGUAAUCCCGAGAAAAACAAAAAUGCUAUUAAGGACAUUGAAGACGCUCUUAAUCUUCGUGCUGAGGAGCUUGCUCAGGAAAAACUGCAUGAUGAGCGUGGGUUUCUGGAACCUGAACCGCAGGGUAUUCCGUUAAAAUACCUUCCACUUGAUGAAGAUCCUGAAUUUCAUGAAAAGGAAGUCGAACGUAUGGAACUUAAGGCUCAAAAUUUGCGUCAGAAUGAUCCUAAAAUUAAAUCCCUUGAAGAUGCCAUGAACGAUCGUGCUAAUGAAUUGGCUAAGGAAAUGAGACAUAAGGGACGUAGUGGUGUUUUAGAACCGGUAACUAAUGGUUUACCGACAAAAGAUUUACCACUGGAUGAAGAUAUGCCUUUCACUGAUCUUGAGGUAGAAUAUCUUCGAGCGGUUGGCGAUGGUGAGGAUCCAUCGAAGGCUCGUGAUUUAGCUGAUGCAAUGCUAAAGCGUGCUGAAGAUGUGGCUGCCAAAGUAAAAGCUGAUAAUCGGCAAUUAUUGGAACAGAAUCCACUUGGUAUCCCACUUGAUGAACUUCCUCUUGAUACAAACUCUGAAUUUGCUCAAAAAGAAAAGGAACUCUUCCUUCUGAAUAGUGAUCCAAAGAAGAAUGCUAAAGCUAUUGAAGAUACAAUUGACGCACUAAAUGACAUGGCUUAUGAGAUGGCGAAGGAAAAGGUAGAGCAAGAGAGAGAAUUUCUGGACCCUCAACCUGAAGGACGUCACCUUGAUGAAUUGCCUCUUAACAAUGACCCAACCUUCCUCGGACUUGAAAAACAGCGCCGAGAGUUAAAAAAGAAUCCUUAUACAGAUGAAGAUCGUUUAGCAGAUUUAGAACAAAUGAUGAAUGAUCGCGCACAUGAAUUGGCGAAGAAGAUGAAUGCUCAAGAUCGAUCUGAAUAUCUCACAAAUUCAACUCAUGGAGUCCCUAUAUCUGAAUUGCCACUGGAUAAUGACAGGGAAUUUGCAGAACUUGAAGCAGUACGCGCUCAAUUAUCCCACGAUCCAGAGAAAAAUGCAGCAAAAAUUGCUGAGGUUGAGGAUGCUCUUAAUAAGCGUGCUGAGGAGAUGGCUAUUGAUGCGGUAAGACAAGAUCGUAUGUUCUUGGAAGAUGAGGUUGAAGGUGUACCAGUACACUUACUACCACUGGAUGAUGACAGAGAGUUUACUUCUUUGGAAGCCAAGCGUGCUGCUUUGAAAAGCAAGGAUCCUAACAGAAAUGCAAAGGCUAUAUCAGAUCUUGAGGAACAAAUGAAAGAUCGUGCAGCAGACCUUGCUAGGGCUCUGAAGAAUGAUAUACGGAGUCUACUGGAUCAAGAACCUUUGGGUGUACCUCUAAAGUAUCUACCAUUAGAUGAUGAUGAACGUUUUGCUGCGCUAGAAAAAAGCUAUAUUGAAUUAGCCGAUGAUCCAGCAAAUAAAGGAAAACUUAGAGAAAUUCUUGACCAACUAAAUGAUCGUGCGCAAGAGAUGGCUCAAGCAAUUCAUGACGAGGAGCGUGCAUUAUUGGAUCAAAACCCUCAGGGAGUUCCGCUCUCUUCGUUACCAUUAAAUGAAGACAACAUAUUCAGUGGUCUUGAAGCAGAAGCACGUGAACUUCGCCAGGGAUCAGGAGUUAGAGGUAGGAAUGCUCAGCGGAUAAAAGGGUUAGAGGACGCGAUGAAUGCUCGGGCAGCAGAACUUGCUAAUCAACAGCGUAAAAGUUUUUGUGACCCGGCACCCGAGGGUAUUCCACUUGAGCUUUUAAAACUUGGGGAAAAUGAGGAAUUUCUUAAAAUGGAAGAAAGACUACGUGAUCUCAAGAAGGAUCCAGAUGCAAACAAGGAAGCUAUUAGUGACCUUGAAUUUGAUUUAAAUAACAAAGCCCACGAGAUCGCAAGAAAAAUGCUAGAAGAAGAUCGCAAAUCUUUAGAUCCCGAACCGUGCGGAGUUCCGUUAUCUGCACUGCCAACUAAUACUGACCCAGCUUUCCACCAGCUAGAAGUUGAACUUGCGGUAUUAAAGGCAAAUGAUAGACCUGGAAGUGCUGGGAAAAUAAAGGCAAUCGAACAAAAACUAAACGAACGCGCAAGAGUCCUCGCAGAAGAACAAAAAGAAGAAGAUCUCAGUGGAAUUGACCGCGAACCAGAGGGUGUUCCACUAAGCCAGUUAAAACCACAUGAAGACGAACUUUUUUCUACCAUGGUAAACGAAAUUCGAGAACUUAAAAAGGAUCCCAAGAAAAAUGCUGAUGCUAUUGAAGAUCUCCGUGAGCAGAUGAACGAUCGAGCCCAUGAAUUGGCUCUAGAAAAAUUAAAAGGGGAUAGGGCGUUCCUAGAAAAAUCCCCUGGAGGAGUUCCUCUUGAAGAUCUACCCCUUAACACAGAUCCCGUGUUUCAUAAAUUAGAAGCCGAACGUUCGAAGCUUAAAGAACGUGAUCCUAUUCGAAAUAAGGCAAAGAUACAUGACCUGGAAAAUUCCUUAAAUAACCGUGCUCAUGAAUUGGCUGAAGAACGUAAAAAAGAUGAACUAAUGGCUCUUGAACAGUAUCCACGCGGUAUUCCCAUUGAGCUUUUGAAACCACAUGAUGACCCGAAGUUUGCUGCGAUGGUGAAUGAGUUGAGGAGCAUGAAGAAAGACCCAAACACUGAUUCUGCGGAUAUUGAAGAUUUAACUCGCCAGAUGAAUGAUCGAGUCGAUGAGCUUGCGGCGAAUGUGCUGGAGGGUGAUCGUGGCUACUUGGAGAAGGAUCCUCAUGGGGUUCCGCUUGAGUUAUUGCCUCUCUCUACGGAUCCCGAUUUUCAUGCCUUGGAGGUGGAGCGGGCUGUGCUUAAGGCCCAAGACCCACGUCGCAACGCCGCAAAGAUUGCGGAUCUGGAAAACAAGCUAAAUGAACGUGCGGCUCAACUUGCGGACGAGCAACGUCGAAAUGAGUUGGAUGGGCUUGACGAAGAACCUGAGGGUAUCCCGCUGUCUGUGCUUGACCCGCACAGCGACAAGGAGUUCGCGCAACUUGUGGACCAGCUGCGGAACCAUCAGGGAGAUCGGGGGCUGGAUGAUGAGAUUGCGGCGUUGAAGAGUGAAAUGAACGAGCGUGCACAUGCCCUGGCGAAGCAGCGGAAGGAGGGGGACCGCGGCUUCCUUGACAAGGAACCCCAGGGAGUUCCUCUUGAGCUGCUGCCACUGGACACCGACCCUGCCUUCAGACAGAUGGAGGCAGAGCGUGCAAAGCUUAGAGCACAAGACCCACGUCUGAACGCCAGGAAGAUCAAGGAUCUAGAAGACGCGUUGAAUAAUCGCGUCCACGAGCUUGCGCGUGACCAACUGCGAGAGGAUCUUGCUGGCGUGGACGAGCUGCCACGCGGCAUCCCACUCGAACUGCUGCAACCUCACAAUGACCCAGCAUUUGCGGCGUUGGUUGACGACAUUCGUGUGCUGAAGAAGGACCCGGAAGCGAACGCCGAUGCCAUUGCUGAUGUUCUCAAUGCGAUGAACGACCGUGUCCAUGAGUUGGCGGAUGCACUGCUGGACCGUGGCUUCUUGAAUGCUGACCCUGAGGGCGUUCCUCUGGAAAUUCUGCCGCUUGACACCGACCCCGAGUUCCAUGCGCUGGAGACUGAGCGUGCGAAGCUGAAGCUGAGCGACCCACGGCGAAAUGCAAAGAAGAUUAAGGAACUCGAGGAUGACAUGAACGCUCGGGUGCGCGAGUUAGCCCUUCAACAGCUUCAGGAUGACUUGUCUGGUGUGGAUGCCGCACCAGAGGGAAUACCCUUGCAGUUGCUCAGGGCUACGGAGGAUGCGGAGUUUGCUGCAAUGAUUCCACAGCUGCGUGAACUCAAGAAGAACCGUGAUGAAAACGCCGAUCAGAUUCGAAAUCUGGAGGAGAAAAUGAACAACCGGGCGUACGAGCUUGCUGAUGCGCUUCUAGAGGGUGAUCGCGGUUACUUGGACCCCUGCCCUCUUGGUGUGCCGCUUGCGGAUCUCCCGUUGGACCGUGAUGAGGCGUUUUCAGAGAUGGAGGUUGAACGUGCGAGGCUCAAGGCGCAGGAUCCUCGGCGUAAUGCUGCCAAGAUACAGGAUCUCGAGAUGAAACUCAAUGACCGCGCUGUGGAGCUUGCGAAGGAGCAGCUUGCGGAGGACCUGAGGGGAUUCCCUAGUCAAUACGAAGGCAUUGCUACUGCCCAGUUGAAACCGCAUGAUGACAAGGAGUUCGCGUCUCUUGUGCCGGAGCUGCGUCGCCUUAAGCAGGAAGGCCCAGAAAGUGCACUGCAGGCGCACAUGGCUGAGAUGGAUCGCCGCCUGGGGGAGCUCGCAAAGGAACUUGUGGGGGGUGAUCUUUGGUUCCUUGACAAGGAACCUGAAGGUGUGUCCCUGGCGCAUAUUCCUUUUGAAAAGGACAGUGAAUUUGAGAAGUUGCGGCGCGAGCGUGCCCAGCUCAAGGCGGAAGACCCUAGGGCGAACGCUGAUCGGAUUAAGGACUUGGAACAAGCCAUGAAUGAUCGUGUUCAUGAACUUGCAAGGGCUGUUAAGGAGGAGGACUUCAGUGGACUGGACAAGGAGCCACACGGCAUCCCAUUGGAACUUCUCUCACUGCGCGAGGAUCCUGUGGCGGCAAAGCUCAUCCCUCUGUUGCGCGAACUGCGGUGCCAUGGCGAUAGUCCAUCAGCAAAGAAGAAACUACAGGAUCUUCAGGAAAAGCUGAAUGAUCGUGCACAGGAGUUGGCACUGGAGGCGCUUGCUGGCGACCGUGACAAGUAUCUUGACUCGGAUCCUGAGGGCAUUCCAUUGAGCAUCUUGCCGCUGGACACAGACCCACAGUUCCAUGCGCUGGAGGUGGAGCGGGCGAAGCUGAAGCUGGAGGAUCCGCUGGGGAAUGCGAAGAGAAUCGAGGAUCUUGAGGAUAGACUGAAUGAGCGCGCACAUGAGUUGGCAAGGCAGCAGCUGCAGGAGGAUCUUUCUGGACUCGAUCCGGCACCGUGCGGUAUACCGAUAGAGGUGGUGAACCCUCACAGCGACGCAGAGUUUGCUCGUGCGGUCGCGAAUCUACGUGAACUCAAGAAAGACCCGCGGGGAAAUUCGAAGAAGAUAGAGGGUCUGAAGAGCAUGAUGAAUGAGCGUGCUGAGAAGCUGGCCCGCGCGAUGCUGGACGGGAAUCGUGAUUUCCUUAAUCCUGAUCCUGAGGGUGUUCCUCUUUCUAUUCUUCCCCUUGACGACGAUCCGACGUUUCACAGUAAGGAGGUGCAGCGUGCGGUAUUGGUGGCGGAGGAUCCUGUGAAGCACGCUCCUGAGAUUGCGGCCCUUGAAGAAGAAAUGAACGAGCGUGCGGAGGAGUUGGCCAGGGAUCAAUUGCAGGAAGACCUUCGCGGUCUCGUGCCUAACCCAAGGGGUGUUCCACUGGAACUACUGCGACCCCACGCUGACAGCAAGUUUGCGUCGCACUUACCCGAGUUGCGGCGUCUCAAGAAAGACCCAAAGCGCAACGCCGACGCCAUCCGCGCGGUUCAGGAUAAGAUGGAUGGCUGCACAGACGCUCUCGCAGAGGAAUUUUUGCGUGCAGAUCGCGAGUCGUAUCUCGAUCCUGCACCUCUGGGUGUUCCACUGGGGGCACUCCCGUUGGAUACAGACCCGCAGUUCAAGGACGUGGAGGGGAAACGUCUGCAGCUGAUGCUGAACCCAGUGGAUAACAAGGAUGCAAUAGCCGAAUUGGAGGGUGCGCUGAAUGCCCGCGCCCACGAACUGGCAGAGGAUAAGCUAAAGAAUGAUCGUGGCUACCUGGACAGCCACCCCGAGGGUGUGCCGCUGGAUGUCCUUCCCCUUGAUGAGGACCGAAAGUUUCACGAACUGGAGGUGAAGCGCGCUGCGCUCAAGUCAAAGGAUCCUGUGCGCAACGCAGCUGCCAUCAAGGGUCUCGAGGAUGAACUGAAUGACCGUGCCCACGAGUUGGCUCUGGAACAGAUUGCGGAAGACCUGCGUGGUGUGGACGCCGCCCCACACGGUAUUCCCAUUGAGCUUUUGAAACCACAUGAUGACCCGAAGUUUGCUGCGAUGGUGAAUGAGUUGAGGAGCAUGAAGAAAGACCCAACCACUGAUCCUCAGGCGCUGAGUUCGUUGGAGGAGCGUAUGGAUGAACGCGCGCAUGAGCUUGCGGAGAAUGUGCUUAAGGGGUGCCGUGAAAAGGUUGAUCCUGAACCGGAAGGUAUUCCUUUAAGUGCCCUUCCUCUGGAUGAUGAUAAAACGUUUAGACAGAUUGAACUUGAAAUGGCAAAACUGAAGCUGGCUGAUCCUGUGAGGAACGCCGCAAAGAUUGCUGAUCUGGAGAAUCGACUGAAUGAACGUGCAGAAGAAAUUGCUCGUGCUGUGAAGGCCAAGGAUCUUGAGGGUUUAGAUCAGUCUCCCUGUGGCAUUCCGAUAGCUCUUUUGAAGCCACAUGAAGAUCAAACGUUUGCGUCGUUGGCUAACCAGAUGCGUGGAGAUGGGAGCAAAGAAAGGGGCCUUCCAUCUGAAGAUGAUCAGGAGGCACUAAAUAAACGUGCCAAUGAACUUGCUGGUGAACUAUUAAGGGGUGAUCGCAACUACCUUGAUCGUGACCCUGAGGGUAUUCCGCUGAGCUUGUUGCCGUUGGAUACUGAUCCAGAUUUUCACAACAUGGAGGUGGAGCGGGCUGUGCUGAAGUUGACAGAUCCAAAGAAAAAUGCUGACAAAAUUGCAGACCUUGAAGCUCGCCUCAACGAUCGUGCCCACGAGCUUGCGAAGGAACAGUUGAAGAGUGAUCGUGAUUAUCUUGACCCUGAUCCAGAGGGAGUGCCAAUCGCCGACCUUCCUCUUGAUGAAGAUCCAAAGUUUCAUCAGAUGGAGGUGGAACGUGCGAAGUUGAAGGCGAGGGAUGCAGUUGGCAACGCAUACCGCAUCCGUGACCUGGAGGAUAAGUUGAACGAGCGUGCACACGAGCUUGCAAAGAAGCAGCUAGAAGAAGAUCUUGUUGGCAUUGAUAAAGAACCUGAAGGUGUUCCACUGGGGUUGCUAAACUUGCACGCGGAUGCGGAGUGUGCCUCCCUUAUUCCAGAGCUCCGCCAGCUUAAAAAGGACCCCACACGUAACGCGGCGAAGAUCAAAGGACUGCAAGACAAGAUAAAUGAUAGAGCACACGAACUGGCGAAGGAGGUGAUUGCAGAGGGUCGUAAGUUUCUUGACCCUGAGCCGGAAGGUGUGCCGCUUGCGAUGCUGCCACUUGAUACUGACAAAAAGUUCAGUAGCAUGGAGAAGGAGCUUCGUGCUCUCAAGGCAGCUCCCGGAAGAAAUGAUGCUACCAUUGAACAACUGAAGGAUCGACUGAACGACCGUGCUCAUGGAUUGGCGAGGGAGAAGAUCCAGGGAGAGCGCGGCUUCCUGCAUCCUAUGCCUGAGGGUAUUCCUUUGGCUGAUCUUCCACUUGAUACUGAUUCGACGUUCCGCAGUAUGGAAGCAGAAAGAAUUAAACUAAAGGAGGAUCCUGUAAGAAAUGCUGAUGCAAUUCGAAAGUUGGAGGAUGACCUGAACGAAUUGGCUCACGAUUUGGCUAAAGAGCUGAAGAAAGCUAAUCGUGGGUUUUUGAACGCGACAUCAUAUGGUAUUCCAAAGGAACUACUACCACUCGAUGAGGAUCGUAGUUUUCAGAGUAUGGAACAACAACGAAGGAAGUUAAAACGUGACAGUCACCGAAAUGCUGCUGAAAUUGAAAGACUUGAGAAAAUGAUGCAGGAUCGCGCAGAUGAGCUUGGGCUACAAAUGCUAAAGGGUGAGCGUUCGUCAUAUGUUGAUUCAGAAUAUAAGGGUGUUGAACUAGUAGAUAUACCACUCGAUUCUGAUGCCAUCUUUACUGAACUUGAAUUGAAUCGGGCUAUUUUAAAAAGUAAUGGGGCCGAAGAGGACUCUGACGUUGUUUCGGACAUGAACCAACAGUUGCGUUUGCGUGCGGCUGAAUUGGCACGUUUAGUUGCCGAGGAGUCUCGUAUAUUUCUUGAUAAGUUUUCUGGAUUCAUUCCAAUUGAAGACAUGGACCUUGAUGAUGAUAAAAAGUUUCAAUCGCUGAUGAAAGAUUUAAGAAAGCUAAAACGUGAUCCUGAAUCUAAUAAAGGUAGAAUAGUGCAACAAGAGGAGGCGGUGGCUUCUUAUUUUAAAGAUCUUUCAAAGUCUGCUAUGAAAGAAAUAUUGGAUUGUCUUAAGCCUACUUAUAGAGGUAUUGAAGUGGCUGACCUAAACCUUCACGAAAAUGAGAAAUUUUGUAAGUUGGCAACUAAUGUACGCCGUCGUCGUCGUCGUCAAGGUAAGACUGACCCCGUGGAAAUUGUGAUGCUUGAGGAUGAGCUUGAUAAAUGUGUAUGUGAAAUCGCAGACGAUGUCAUCAAUAAUGAACGUGCUUUCUUGGAUCCCAAACCAGAAGGUAUGUACCUUGCUGAUGUUCCUUUGGACACAGAUGAGGCUUUUCUUGCUAUGGAGGCUGAAAGACGAAAGCGGACAAAAGAUCCCUUAAUAUGCAAGCGUAACAGGGGUGUUAUUAAAGAGCUUGAAGAUAAUAUGAAUGACCGUGCUCGUAAACUAGCUCGUGAAGAGUUUGCAAAGAUGCGUGGUUUUAUGGACCAAGAGCCUGAAGGUAUUCCUUUGGAUGAGAUUGGCCUUGAUAAUGAUCCAGAAUUCAAGAACGCAGAGGUUGCCAGGUACAGAUUACUAAAUGAUACUCAUAAACACCAACCAGAAGUGGCGAGGUUGGAGAAGGUAAUGAACGAUCGUGCCCAUGAAUUGGCAAAUGUCCUCCUCGCGAAUGACCGUGCGUUCCUUGAUCCCGAACCGGAGGGUGUGCCGCUUUCAGAACUGCCACUUGAUACAGACAAAGAAUUCAAAGAGCUUGCAAUGCAACGACGUAAAUUAAAAGGAGAUGUAAAGGUUGAUGGUAACACUGAUAAUCUUCGAUCCAUAGAACAGUUAAUGAAUGAACGAAUUCAUUUGUUGGCGAAAGAUUUUCUUGAUGAUAACCGUCUAUUUUUGGAUCCGGAACCUCUGGGUAUUCUGCUGAAGGAACUACCUCUUAAUAAUGAUAAAGGUUUUCGUGAAAUGGAGAAGGAGCGUAUGAAGCUUCUGAAAAAUUCUUCUUCAAAUCCUAGUUCAAUUAGUAAAUUGGAAGAUGCUUUGCAAAAGCGUGCCUUUGAAAUAGCAAAGAAAAUGCAUAAGAGGGAGCGUGCAUUCCUUGAUCCGGAACCAUUGGGAGUUCUAUUGGAUGAUUUACCCCUUAAUACCAACGAAGAGUUAAAGAAGCUAGAGCAAUUGCGUCGUUUUCUUUCCAUAGACCCUAAAAAAAAUGUAAAGGAUCUCUCUGCAUGUGAAGAUGCCAUUGUAGCUCAAGUAAAAGAAAUAGCAAAGAAGUUCAUUGAUGAAGAGCGGGCUUUUCUUGAUCCCUAUCCAGCGGGUGUUGCACUAAAAUAUUUACCACUUAAUAGUGAUAGAAAGUUCCGUGAAAUGGAAUUAGAGCGUAGAAAAAUGCGUCGUAAACCGUUAAAUUCAAAUGAAACUUUUAUUGUAAGUCAGUUAGAGAAAGAAAUGAAUGAUCGAGCUCGGUAUUUAUCAGAGGAAUUAAUAAAGAAAAGUCGAGCCUUUUUGGAUCCUGAACCUCUUGGUGUUCCUCUUGAAGAUAUUCCUCUUAAUAAUGACUCAAAGUUCCGUAAAAUUGAUGAACUUUUACGGGAACUUAUGUAUGACCCUCAGGAAAAUGAUGCCUCAGUUGGGGAGCUACAACUUCAAUUAAAGAAUCGUGCUACAGAGUUAGCAGAGAUACUUUUACAAGAUGAACGCUCAUUUUUGGAUCCUUCACCAUUCGGUAUUCCUUUGGAAGAACUUGCACUUAACACAAACAAACCUCUUCGGGAUAUUGAGCGAAUACGACGCAAAAAACGAGCAGCUCAUAUUGAUGACAGUGAGGAAGAGAAAAAAAUGGCGGAGUGUGUAUUAGAAAUAGCAAAGAAAGAAUUAUCUCGUGGUCGUGGAUUCUUGUUGGAAAAUCCUUGGGAAGUUUCUUUAGAUGAUCUCCCGCUUGAUGAUGAUGAUAUUUUCCACAAACUCGAGUUAGAACGAAGGGCACUAAAAAGGAACCCAGCUUCAAAUGUUGAAGACGUUAAAGAGCUAGAAGAUUUCUUAAAUGAUCGCGUGUUUCAAUUAGCGGCAGAAUAUGUUGAAAAAGAACGUGAGUUCCUUGAUAAGGAGCCAAGUGGUGUUCCAUUGUCUGAGUUGGACCUUGAUAACGACGAAGUUUUUCACAGUAUGGAGAUGGAGCGACGACAACUACGUAAAAAUCCAGAAAAGAAUGCAGCGAAGAUCCUUGAUCUAGAAGAUCGGCUUAAUAAACGAGUGAAUCUCCUUGCCCUAGAUUAUCGUGGAUGGCAGGAUGUAGAAUUUCAUGAAGCUAACAAAGAUGUUGCAGAGGAAUGGCCACGUAUUUGUGAAUUAUAUCCAGAAGGUAGAUAUCUUCCGCUUGAGCCUGUAAAAUUCACAGCAAAUGAUGUAUGUUCUUCAGAAGCUAAUGGAAGUUAUCUGGCACCGUUCCUUGCUGCACUUGGUCGUCUACCACCGUUAAUGCAUCAACUCAUCUACAGCAAAAACCACCCAGUUAAUGAACCUUAUUCUUUCUUAUUUUUCGACCCUGAUAGUAAUCCAGUACGUGUUGAUAUUGAUGAUCGUAUUCCAUGUGAUUCAAACAUGGAACCUAAAUUUACGCGAGUGCCACAUCGUUCGUGGUAUCCUUUACUUCUUGAAAAAGCCUAUGCUAAAUUUGUUGGUGGAUAUUCUAAACUUGAUCAAUGUGCACCACAUGAGACACUUCGUGAUUUAACAGGUCGUCCUGUUUUUCAUAUUCCAUUUGAUGAACGAUUAGCUGAAGCAGCAAAUACAGGUGAUUACAAAUCUGCUGAUUUUUGGCGUGAAGUGGCGAGAAAUCUUGAGCAAGGCGAUGUGAUCACAUGUAUGUCUAAUGUGGAGUGUGUGGAUGGUAUUCAUCCACAGUGCAGUUACGCUCUUUUGAGGGUUAUUAAUACAGUAAUGGAAUCUAAUGAUCCUGAUGAUGUUAUUAUUAAAUUGCAGAAUUCUUAUUAUGAUAAACCUUUGUAUGAUGGGCCUCUAAAUCAACAUGAUCCUAAUUGGACAGCUGAUCUUAAGAGGGUUUGUAAUUUUGAUCCUGAACAUAAGGAGUAUCUUUAUUUACCACUUCCAACAUUCCUGCGUAAUUUUUCAAGUAUGCAACGAUGCCAGAUUGCUUGUGGUGAUCGUUUGAGCUGUCACGGCUCUUGGGGUAAAUAUACUUCUGGAGGUAAUCCAAAGUUUACUACAUUCCGUAAUAAUCCGAUUUACUUGGUUGAGAAUAAGACAUCACGACCUGUGACAAUUCUUGCGGAAUUGCGUCAUCAUACACCGGCAUUUACUGACCCUGAUGGUUUGAAUCAUUACCACCAAACUGGAUUGGUACUUAUGCAAGCGUUUCAAGCAAAGAUGCCAUUAAGUCCUCUCAUUACAAGCACUACACACAAAUUUCUUCAGAAGGGCAUGAUGCUUGAUGCCAGAGAAGUGUGCUCACAGAUGGAGUUACCACCCAGUUCCACUUGUUACCUCAUUCCUUACACAAUGAAACGUGGUUGCUACGGUAAGUUCAGUAUUUCUAUUUAUCCUGGAAUGGCGAAAGUGACAUUGACUCCACUUCGAAAUGCCGGACUGACAAAUAAACCUCUCAUCUCGGAACUUCUACUCAUAAAUUAUGGAGAAUAUGAACAAGCUGUCGAUUUUCAGAUAAGUGAACCUUGUGAUGUACAUUUAUUGUUACGACAAACCAAGCCUUCAGAUGAUGUUGGACGUCGUGGGGAUCGUAUGGCGGAUGAUGCGGUGCGUAUGCGUGUCUUUGAUGAGCAUGGAAUUCGCAUGACCUUCACGGAGUUCACAAAUGCACGUGAACAGGCACUUGUCUUUUGUGCCCCACGUGCGGGUUUGUACACGGUGUAUGUGGAGUGUGGGCUGUCGGCGGCCCGCGGCGGGGAGUGUCCGUGUGAGUUGUCGAUUUACACCCCGCGGCGGGUGCAGGCGCGACUCGGCGGCGCCCCCCACGCGACGGCGACGGCGGGGAAAUGUCGACUCCCGCAGAUCCGCAGUUCGUUGGCGCCGUCCACCAUCGGCGGCGCGUUGACGCCACACACCCCCCGCACCCCCCGCACCUCAUUCCACAGCAGCCAACAGCGAUCAUCCACAACGCCAGGGAGAUCCGAAAAUAUCGCCUGGGGUCAGUAG